This is a messenger RNA of Baudoinia panamericana UAMH 10762, 1239 nucleotides long. RefSeq lists its product as uncharacterized. Bases 1 to 1239 code for a protein of 412 amino acids. The transcript has 8 exons. The record is from RefSeq and is a predicted model, not a curated record. Lineage: Eukaryota; Fungi; Ascomycota; Dothideomycetes; Mycosphaerellales; Teratosphaeriaceae.
AUGGCCCGCCUCCAACACCUUCUCGCCGUCACAGCAGGGCAUUCUCUGACCGCGCUUGUGGGACGGUGCAUAACUAUGAGUAUGAGAAGAGAAUCUGCAACGCUUUCUAAACAACAACUUCAAAGGCAAACACCAUAUCAGAUGGCCACCACCGACAAUCCGAUUAUCAUCCUUGAGGAUAGCAAAGUCAUUGAGCUCAGUUGUGACGAAGAAGAUCCCGGUAACGCCGUCGUUCCACACGGGUCGCCUCCAGCCGGCAACCUCACUAGUCCCGCCCGCAAUAUCAUCAACAGAAACAACCGUGGCGAUCUAUAUGACAUGCGCACUGGCCAGCCAUUCCGCGUCGCCAUUUCAUCACUGUUGGAAGUGACGACGACCAAGGUGCCAUGGGGCAUCUGUUUAGGCGAAGGCGAUGACAAUCCGGAGAUCCACCACGCCUACAUCAAGCCCAUCCCGUACAUGGACGUCGGCUGUAUGAACUUCAAUGCUCGCGACAGGUGCCACGCAAUUCGUCCGUCCAUGCGUCGAGACUCGGCCUUAUGUGGAAAACUAAGUACCGCCGCGCCUCCAACAUGCGAGAAGCGCGCCAGAAGACUUCAGGAGGAUAUCCGCGAACACCUGAUCGAGGAAUGGGAGGAGCGCUUCGGCCGCACCUAUGACCAAGUUUUGAGGGUUGAAAGAGGGAUGACCGGGGUGACGGAGGAGCGGCGGAGGAGCGGCGGAGAAAGGAAAGCGGAGAUGAAGCAAGAAGUUCAGCCAAAUCAGCACGACGGAGUUCUCAUCCGAGAAGAGCGCACUGUCACGACGGGUUCCGGUCAUGAUAACUUUGAAGUUGAGCAAAUGCAUCUCUGGCGAACCCAACCACUUCUCGACGCGCUCGCUAUGGUAAUAGAGACCAUCCCUGCCAUUGAGCACGAUAAGAGGCUCGCUCGAGAUGCCUUGUCGUCGCGCACGCCUGCGUUUUGGGACUUUAGGGUUGUCAAGUUCUCGGAGAUAUGGGCAACCGCCAGCGACCGAUCCAGAACCAUAGACAUGACCAUCUUUAAGGACCAUCAUCUUGAGGGUGUUAAGCUCACAAUAGCCGUUCAGCGCGAGCUUGUGAAAGUCAGCUCGGCCUGCCACAUCCAUCGCGCGCGACGACCGCCAGACGCAGAGAACGUUGCCAGUCAAUGGUUGAUGGCCAUCCGGCAGAUCGAACACGACACUGCUCUUGACGCGGCGGUGGAUGUUUGUGACUAA